This is a messenger RNA of Rotaria sordida, 1338 nucleotides long. The record is from the annotation of a GenBank genome assembly. Lineage: Eukaryota; Metazoa; Rotifera; Eurotatoria; Philodinida; Philodinidae.
AUGACACAUACAACGAUUGAAGUUCAUUUCAAACAAACUGGUGAAAGUAUUAAUGUACCAGUGUCUCCACGAUCCACAAUCGAAGAUAUUAUUAAAUAUGUGUGUGAAAAGAGUGUACUUACAAAGCCAGGAUCAAAAAUUGAUUACAAUAAUUAUUAUCUCGUUUUGUUGAACAAUCAAGAAAUGUUGGAUAAUGAUAAGACAUUGAAAGAGACCAACAUUCUUAUAAUAGAAAAACCCAAGCUUCAAUUGUGCAUGAAAACAGCGAUACGUGAGCAAAUAAUGGCUCUUGCUCGACAAAUAUCAAGUACAGGUCAAGGUGGAAGAGUAGUCAAAUUACCAAUACCAGUUUAUAUGCCUCAAUCAAGAGUAAAAACAGAAAAUAAUGAGAAAUCGUCGCCCUCUAGUUUCCAAGCUGGUGCAUCAAAUAAAUUAGCGCCUACUCGAUAUGCAAUACAAUCUAGCACAGAAAGAAAACCAGCACCGGCAGUACCUCCAAAGCCUUCUAACCUAUUAAAGAACGAUGCAAUUAACAAAUCAUCACGAAAUAACGCCCCAUCAAUUACUCAAACUGAAAUAUUUUCAAGUGCUCCUUCACUUAAGGAUACUUCAUGUCUCACAACUGAAAAGUUGAAAUCUCCUGAUACUUCAAAGUUAGUUUCAAUAACUAAAAAUUUAAAAUCGAACAUAUCUGAUUCAUGUCAGAUGUCAUCCCCACGUGUACAACCUACACAAGAAGAAGUAUCUUUCCCUAAAGAAAGAACAGUAUCGAAUGAGGAUGAUCGAUAUUCAUCUCGACCAAAAAAUUUAGCUGACACUUACCAAAGUGUAACAUCUAAGAUUCGUGAGGUUGGUGCGGCUGCUACUCGUGAUCCUGUUAUACGUCGAGAUAUUUCUACAACAUUCAAAGAAAUCAAUAUUGUCUUAUGCGGCUCACCACGAGUUGGAAAAAGUACUCUGAUCAACGCCAUAUGUCAACAGAUGCUGGCUAAAACAACUCCUGGACUUGAUUCCUGCACGCAUGCUAUAUCACGUUAUCAUCUUAAAGGAUUUGAGAAUUGGACUCAAGAGGACAUUCGCAGAAAAUUAGAGGAUAUUUUAAAAAAACCCAAUUCCGAUAUACUAUGCAUGAUGUAUUGUGCAUCACCAGGUUCUUAUACAAAUCUUCUACAACUACGUUGGCUACUGAAUGAGUGUAUGAAAAAACAAAUAUUUUGUGCUCUUGUAUGUACAAAUAAACAUGCUGGACAACAAGCACAACGAAAUGGGGUCCUACAAGAUUUUCAACGGUUACUGACAGAUUACCAUGUCAAAACUGGAGAAAAAAAUGAACUUUAG